AUGUGCCAUGAUGAUUCUGUGAAGAAGCUAUACAGGAGAACGCAAAAGAAAGAACCUCUGAUUACUACUCCGAUUCCAGAACGUCCAUGGCAACGUAUAUCGAUGGAUAUUUGUGAUUUCCAGAACAAUCAUUAUCUUAUAGUAUCUGACUUCUUUUCAAGGUACAUUGAAAUGAUCAAUCUACAAAAAGACAUGACAAGCCAGAAGGUCAUCACGGCACUGAAAGGAAUAUAUGCCUGUUGGGGAAUCCCAGAGACUGUGGUUUCAGACAACAGACCACAGUUUGCAUCCCGUCAAUUCACAUUGUUUGCCUCAGAGUAUGGAUUUCAACAUGUAACGACAAGUCCACACUAUCCUCAAGGAAACGGUGAAGCAGAGCGUGCUGUCCAAACAGCGAAAACUAUGUUACGCCAAAAUGAUCCUGUACUAGCACUGAUGAUAUAUAGGUCAACACCAAUCGAAGCAACAGGAUACAGCCCAGCACAAAUGAUAAUGGGACGUCAACCAAGAACAACAUUGCCGACACUUGCAAAGAAAUUGCAACCAAAAUGGCUGGAUAUGCAUAAAGUGAAAGACAACGACACUGUAGCAAAGAAGAGAUAUGAACACUUCUUCAAUCAGGGACAUGGAGUUAAAACCUUGUCCAAUCUGAAACCAGAAGACACAGUGCGCAUUAAAACUAGUCACGACAAAGUCUGA
Messenger RNA from Anneissia japonica, 699 nucleotides. RefSeq lists its product as uncharacterized. Gene Ontology annotation, molecular function: nucleic acid binding. NCBI's taxonomy places the organism in Eukaryota, Metazoa, Echinodermata, Crinoidea, Comatulida, Comatulidae. The record is from RefSeq and is a predicted model, not a curated record. The transcript has a single exon. The coding region runs from base 1 to 699 and encodes 232 amino acids. Gene Ontology annotation, biological process: DNA integration.